ACAAAAACACGGUCCAUGCUUUCAUACUCAAACAGACAUUUGACCCACUUUAAUUUAUUAACUUAUUAUCUACAUUAUUCACAUAUUGAGACGCAAAGGAAAGAGAGAGAGUGACUCAAAAGAUUACGAUACAAAACCGAACCCAAGUCAAUUAUCUUUCUUUCAGACCAAAGACGAAGAGAGAGACAGAGAGAGAAUCGUAAUGGGAGAAGUACAGAGGAUCGUGGUGGUUGUAGAGGAUAAAGAAGCGGCCAGGACAGCGUUACAGUGGGCACUUCAUAACCUCUUCCGUCACGGUGACGUCAUAGUCCUCCUCCACGUAUUUUCUCCUCCUCCCCGCAAGAAGAAAUCCACGGCGGCGCGUCUCCUCCGCCGCCACGGAUACCAUCUCGCCCUUUCUUUCCGUGAAAUCUGCGACGAUUUCUUCAACACAAAUACGGAGAUAAUCGUGAGAGAAGGAGACGAAGAUGGAACAACGAUCGCUGAAGUCGUGAAAGAAACUGGUGCGUCAACGCUUCUCGUUGGUCUCCAUCAGCAGAGCUUUCUUUACAGAUGGGCAGUGAGUGGGAUUGAUGUAGCUAGAAAUUUUAAUUGCAAAGUAAUGGCUAUAAAGCAGCCUUCACCGGAAGAGUCGCCGCUGCCGGGAAAAGCUAAGGGAUGCAAGACCUCACAGACGACGGUGACGUUAGAUAGUUUAACUAAUUUUGACUUUUCUCAAAUAGACAUUUCUGGAUUACAGGUUCCUGAGAUUCCGACACCUAAAGUACCGUACAGAUUAUGCCCGAGUCCUCGUGCGAUACUAUGGAGAACAAGACCACGGAGAUCUAAAGACCGUUACGCUGCCGUUUCAUAGUCUACCAUUUUUGUUCCAAAUAAAAUGCAAAAUACAAAGCUUUACUCUCAGUUCUUGUGCAACACACAUUCUAACUCCAUACAAAAAAAUCAUUCGAAUCAUGCGAAAUUAACACGCAUAGGCAUAAUGUAAAUAAUGUUCAUUUAUGUUAAGAACUCGUUUUCCUCUCCA
Messenger RNA from Brassica oleracea var. oleracea, 1024 nucleotides. RefSeq lists its product as uncharacterized. The coding region runs from base 203 to 853 and encodes 216 amino acids. Lineage: Eukaryota; Viridiplantae; Streptophyta; Magnoliopsida; Brassicales; Brassicaceae. The transcript is spliced from 4 exons. The record is from RefSeq and is a predicted model, not a curated record.